Symbiodinium pilosum is the source of this 1707-nucleotide messenger RNA. The record is from the annotation of a GenBank genome assembly. NCBI's taxonomy places the organism in Eukaryota, Dinophyceae, Suessiales, Symbiodiniaceae.
GUGCGGCCUUCGCAGGUCUUUCUCUUCGAAGGCCAGCGGCAAAGACGUCUGCGGGAAUGGCUCAGGGGAUAUGGUCGUCUCAGCGUGUGUAUUACGGAAGAUUGGAGCAAGUUGGAGAUCCGUGACCCUGAGCGCAAGGAGUCCGACAGGAGCUCGAAAUUCGUGAAGAUGCUUGAGGAACUGAGCCAGCGACGCUUUCGCAAGGGAAAAGGUAUCUGGGAGGAUGAGUUUGACUUCCAGGCUGCGGUGUUGCUGGGUAUGCUGCCUCAUCGUAGCAAGCGUAAGCACUCAGAAGCAGCCUCCCCUCCUGCAGCAUCCCCUCCUGCAGAGGAACCAGGGUCACCAGGCAGCGAUGGAACCAGGUCUUCCCAGCGUACGGCCCCCUACCUGGAGCGGCCGCCUUGUGAAUCAGACUAUGCACUGGACGGUAGGGCUGACGAGCUUCUGCCCAUCGACCGACUUGCGUUGUGGCUUGAACUUCGUAGCACCACCACGGAAGAAAUUCUUAGUUUUGGCCUUGAACAGUACUUUGUGGAAUACCCGGCCCCUAAUGGUGAGAACCGCCAGCAGAUGGAAGCCCAAAUUAGGACAACCCCUACAGCCAACAAUGUCCUCUCACAUCUGCAGAUGUUCCGUGACCCUCUUAGAAGGGAUGCCUACUGCCUCAUGCUUGAACAGCUGUUGCAACAUGUCAGGGCCAGAGUUCUUUCAGGUGGCAGGCCGAUCUAUAUUGCGGAUAUGCUGCACAUCAUGUCGGCCCCAGACACUGAGGAGCCGGAUCCUACCGUGCAGGAAGAAGCAGUCGAAUCCGAGAGCUCAUGUCAGUCGGACGAUAUCUUCAAUAGUACACAGCACCGGUUGUUUGCCAUGUUCGAGAACUUGCUUGCUGAACACGCGCAGCACUCCUGCACUAGGUCUGAACGGUCGCGUCGAGCCACUCAAGUGUGGCAAGCCAUGGAACGAGGCUCUCGAGAGGAGGCAGGACACAUCAUUCAGGCAGCCCUUCUGCCGAAUGAGCUGGCACCUUGGUGCCCACUCUGCGAUGCACGGCCCUCGGUGGAGCCGAAGAGCGCAGCGUGCAUAGAGCUGAAAGAACAAGAGGGAACCAAGGCGGCCCAACCGGAUCUCGCGGAGGCAGGCAAGCAGCCGCUGCCUGGGGAUGCCGCUGUUUUACGGCCCCAAAGUCCUCCAACCGGCCACGCGAAGGUGCGCGGACCUGUGAAUCCCACUCCAAGGCAGUGGCCCGAGGCAUCGCGAUCUCCACCUAUCACCUACUAUCUCAGGCACACGCAUGAGAUCACGGAGGCCAUACUGGCUGCCUCGGGCUCUGGAAAUGGACCGCCAAAAGGAGCAACCAGCUCAGGGUCCAAUGCAAUUGCUCCGGCAGUGGCUGCCCCAGCUCAGCCAGACAACAUGGACAUCGACAACGAAACCAAUGAUGGCGCGGAAGGCGCGCGUGUCCUGUCAAUACACUCCAGAUACAACAAGAUCGCGGAUUACUCGGCCCCUGAUGGGGAGCUGGAAGAGGGAGAAACCGGGGGCACCAGCGCACCGGUUGGUACCCGCAGAGCCAACACGCCGCCCCGUCACAGGAGGAAGCGCAGGCAAUCCCAACGCAUGGCGGAUGAGCUCUGCCGUGCAUCCGAAAGCAGCUCACAAAGAGCACACAAUGCACGCUAUCCCGCAGAUCUCAAUACCAUGGACUGA